ACCUCAUCAACUUACUAUUCCAGCUCUCUGAUAUCUAGAUUGAGUAGUUCAAACAAUGUCUUCCUCCAGAUUCACCUCCUCUCUCUACCUUCUAACUCUCUCUCUACUUCUCCAAAAUGUUCUUGGAGUUGACCCUCUAUAUAGUAGCUGUUCAGGCAACGAGAAAUCAACUGCUAACUAUGGCUCUUAUAAAAAAAGCUUGGACGUUCUAAUGAGUUCUUUCUACCAACUUGCACCAGCUAAGGAAGGCUUUGCCCUUGGUUCUUUAGGUCAGAGAAACCUAGACCGACCAUAUGGGCUCGUUCUUUGCAGAGGAGAUGUCUCAUCCUCAGACUGCAGUGCCUGUGUUGCUGAUGCAACCAGGGAGAUCCGCAAGCGCUGCCCAUACGGUAAAAGUGGAUUCAUAGCUUACGAUAACUGUCUACUGAAGUAUUCAAACAAGGACUUCUUCGGCCAGAUUGAUAGCCGAAACAAGAUCUACUUGUAUAACGUGCGAAAUGUGAGCAAUCCAGUGGUAUUUAAUCAGAAGACAAAGGACUUGUUGAGCCAACUGGCAAACAAGGCUUAUAUCGCAAGGAAAAUGUAUGCCGCUGGAGAGUUGGGCCUCGGGGGAUCGAAGAAACUUUACGGAAUGGCUCAAUGCACAAGGGAUCUCUCUAGUGUUGAUUGUAAGAAGUGUCUAAAUAGUGCUAUAAGUGAGCUUCAAGGUUUUUCUGGUGGAAAAGAAGGGGGUAGGGUUACUGGUGGGAGUUGUACGGUUAGGUAUGAGAUUUAUCCAUUUGUUAAAGCUUAAGCUCUUGUGCUGUUCUAAGGGUUUAAUGAUCAACACUAGAAAUAAGUGUUCUAGCUAGCUAAGAACACAUGAAAUUUAAUCUUGAAUAAUUCAAGUGUUUGUUUGAUUUUAAGUCUUAAUAAAGUCCUCCUGUAUUGUUUGAUUAA
Populus euphratica (Euphrates poplar) is the source of this 939-nucleotide messenger RNA. RefSeq names its product cysteine-rich repeat secretory protein 38-like. The record is from RefSeq and is a predicted model, not a curated record. NCBI's taxonomy places the organism in Eukaryota, Viridiplantae, Streptophyta, Magnoliopsida, Malpighiales, Salicaceae. The coding region runs from base 56 to 793 and encodes 245 amino acids. The transcript has a single exon.